Messenger RNA from Ilex paraguariensis (yerba mate), 1260 nucleotides. The record is from the annotation of a GenBank genome assembly. NCBI's taxonomy places the organism in Eukaryota, Viridiplantae, Streptophyta, Magnoliopsida, Aquifoliales, Aquifoliaceae.
AAUUAAACAAAAAAGGUGUAAAAAAAAUAAUUUUCACAAAAAAAAAGAAAAAAAUUCACCGCAUAAAAUCUUCACGUGGGUGUGGGACCCUUUGAGCAGCGCUAAAAGCAUAACAUUACUGUUAUAUCCGAGCAUCCACACACCAGAUUCUCUCUUUCUCUGGUGGUAGGGGUUUUUUUUGCCCUUUUCUUAGUCUGUCAAUCCCUGAGAAACCAGUUGAAGAAAGAAGCACAAAUUCUCCAAACUACAAAGAACGAUUAGGCUGCUUCUUUCUGAACUCGGCUUCUUCUCCGGCUUCAAAAGUUCGUCAUGGGAAGAGGAAAGUUCAAGGCCAAGCCCACUGGGCGUCGCCAGUUCUCCACCCCCGAAGAGCUCAUUGCUGGCACCUCUGCUCGUCCUCGUACGUUUAGACAGGAAAAAGCCGAAGUGGAAGAAGAUGAGCGAUUGGAAGAAGAAUCUGAGGAGGAGUCUGAUGAAGAACCUGAAAAGCGAAAAGGUACCGAAGGUGUCAUUGAGAUUGAGAAUCCUAAUUUGAAUAAAGCAAAGACUCUGAAAGCUAGAGAUGUUGAUAUCGAGAAAACAACUGAACUUUCAAGACGUGAAAGAGAAGAGAUAGAAAAACAGAAAGCUCAUGAACGAUAUAUGAGACUGCAAGAACAAGGGAAAACUGAACAAGCAAGGAAAGAUUUAGAGCGUCUAGCCCUCAUAAGAGAACAAAGAGCAGAUGCUGCUAAAAAGCGAGAAGAGGAAAAAGCUGCCAAAGAACAGAAGAAGACUGAAGCUCGGAAAUGAUUUUGACGGGUGCACGUAAAUUAUUAUGUCAAACAAGUACUUCUGCUCUACAAGAAAUUUUUGUCAUUCAGUUGGCAUAACCAUAAUAUCAAGGAUUCAUAUUUUCCUUUCUGGUAGUUGUUAAAACUGAUGUUGCCUUUGUUAUGGAUCACCAUAUAACCAUGAUAUCAUAUUUUCGAAAGAGUAGAACUGAUUGUUUGACCAUAUGUUGGAAGAAUCUUUCCAAGAAUUAUUGUUGAUUGCCAAUACAGUUCAAGAGCAAUGGGUGGUGUGGGUGAGAGUUAUUUGACCCAUCUAGAUGUUAGCACACGUGGCAAUUAAGAUUAUCCUUGUGGCUAACAAUUCUUUGAUCAUGAAUAUUUAUUCAUAUCUGUUUGGGGUUUCUUGGUGUUAUAAGAUAAAUUCCUUGUGUGGUUAAUUUUCUGAAAAUGUUGAACUUCUGGACACAAUUUGGAUAUAUUGCAGGAG